GUGGAAAAAAAACUUUCUUUGGUCUUAUUUAAUGCUUGAGUAUAAGCGUUGACCCUGAGAAUGCAAAUGCUAUUUACCUUAAUUACAUAAAUCAAAAGAAUAUUUUUAUUGGGGAAUGACCUAAGUUGCAUAGGGCAAUAGUUCAAAACAUACUUCUUUCAAGUAGCUACUGAACAAUGCUUGCAGCAUACAUCUAAGUUUACAUUAUUUUAUGCUUUUGGUUUGUAUUUUUGUUUUUGGCUGGGAACUGGCAUUCUGUCUCCAUAGUUUAUUCCCUGACAGCGGAUUUCCCAAAUCAGAGAUUAAUGUAUUGAAGAUUGAGAAAUGUAUCACCUCUUUUUAUGAGCAAAGUAGACUGAACAAACCUUCUCAAGAAGAUUGAGCAGCCAUUUUGAACAGUGGCAGAGAAGUCAUGAGAGGAUGUAGUGAGAAGGAUCCUAUUCCAGUGGAGAUUUUAUUUGUGCAGUUCCUUUUGCAAACUUUUGCUCAUUUGGUAUUUAAGAGAUUCCCUCAUUCUCUGGAGUUGAUUUCUGGGAAGUCUUAGUGGGCUUUAAACCAUGUAGACAGGAAGAGAAGGAUUAGUAGAAUGAACCACUUUCACUGCUUGUUACAACCCUGAUUUCUUUGGUAUGUGCUUCCAUGAGAACGUCUGCCUAAAAUGCCACAGUUGUACUUAUAGUUGGUAUAUUUAGUUUUCUGAAAGAAAAGAAACAAUUGUUUUAGGUCUGCUUUUGAUGCUUCAUAGAUGUGAAAUUGAGUCUGUAGCUAAGGGUUGUAAGGAAGCCAAACCAAGACAUAGAUGUGUGCUGUGAUUUUGGUGCUCUUAUUGGUAUGAAAUACAUUAAAAACUUUUUAAGCCAAGUCCUGUGUAUGUUAUUGCAUUAAUUUUUGUAGAAGCUCCUGAACAUUAAUACCAUUUCUUUUUCCUAUGAGUUCAGUUGCAAUAGCUCAACUUGAGAAUUUUACAGUGUUGCCUUUUUUUUUUUGGUUGAAGUAGUACAAAAUGUCAAAAAUUAGAAGGAAGGUCACAGUGGAAAAUACCAAGACCAUAUCUGAUAGCACAUCCAGAAGACCCAGUGUAUUUGAAAGACUUGGACCCAGCACUGGAAGUACUGCUGAGACACAGUGCCGUAACUGGCUGAAGACUGGCAACUGCCUCUAUGGGAACACAUGUAGAUUCGUACAUGGCCCUUCACCACGAGGUAAAGGCUUUAGCAGCAGUUACAGAAGGUCACCAGAAAGGCCUACAGGGGAUCUUCGAGAAAGAAUGAAGAAUAAGAGACAAGAUAUUGAAACAGAACCACAGAAACAUAAUACAGAAGAACAGUCUUCCCCUGCGAGGAAAGAGUCCUCAAGAGGAAGGCACAGGGGGAAGGAAGAUAUUAAAAUUACAAAGGAGAGGACUCCAGAAAGCGAAGAAGAAAAUCCUGAGUGGGAGACAAAUAGAGACGAUUCUGAUAACGGAGACGUUAACUACGAUUAUGACCACGAACUUUCUCUGGAAAUGAAACGCCAGAAGAUCCAGAGAGAGUUAAUGAAGCUUGAAGAGGAAAACAUGGAGAAAAGGGAAGAAAUAGUAAUUAAAAAGGAGAUUUCUCCAGAGGCUGUUGGAUCAAAGUUAUCAUCCUCACCGUCACCAAGAAAAUCUAGCAAAUCUCCAAAACUAAGAUUGAGCCCCAAAUCUUCAUCAACUGUUAGUAAGAGGGAAAAGAAGACUUCUGCAGUUUCUUCACCCCUCUUGGACCAACAGAGGAGCUUGAAAGGCAACCACAAUAAAAAGAAAGGCCCUCGUACACCUAGCCCACCUCCACCAGCGCAAGAGGAGAUCGCCCAAGCAAAAAAGCAUAAGGAAAAACAUAAAGUUAAAGAACGGUUGGAAGAGAAACCAAGAGAGGCAAAAGAGAGAGGCCGUGACUUAGAAAGACAUAAUAAAGAAAAAAAGGAGAAGCAAAGAGAUACCUCAGAAGGUUCCCAUAGACAGAGACGUUCACCUAGUCCAGAAGAACAUUCUGGGAGUAAUUCUUCUCCUUCAAGAGAAUACUCCCCAUCUACAAGGAGAAGGCAGACGUCUUGGGCUCCAACUAAGUCAAGCAGCCAUAAGCAUUCUUUUUCACCAUCUUGCAGAUCUGCUUCACCACCAACUCAGCAUCAUUCCCCUGUGUCUUCAAGACAUCACUCCUCUUCAUCUCAGUCAGGUUCUUCUAUUCAGAGACGUUCUCCUUCCCCACGUCACAAAAGAACUCCUUCCCCCCCUUACAAAAGGACAACUUCCCCACCUGCAGGUCGUUCCUCUUCCCCUUAUGCCCACAGAGCUUCACCUUCUCCUCAACAAAAGCAGACCUCUUCAAGGCAUCGUUCACCCGUUCGAGAGAAGAGCCGAACUGAUCGUGAGCGGGUUUCACAAUCACAUGAUCGGCGCCAUGAAAGAAGGGAUGAGACUAGAGGAAAAAGGGGGAGAGAGAGAGAUAACAGAGAUGAACGGGACUAUGACCAGGAACAAAGUACCCCCAGGGAUCACAGAGAUGAACGAGAAUCUCGAGACGGACGAGAUCGAAGGGAGACUCGAGAUAACAGAGACCGAAGGGAUCCAAGAGAAUCCCGGGACACUCGAGACUCACGGGAGAUUACCCGAGAUUCAAGAGACUGUAGCCGAGAUGCUAAAGAAAGUCGGGAUCAGCGGGACCAGCGCUCCACACGGGAUACGAGUGACUACAGAGAGAGAGAGAGUCGGGACACCCAUAAAAAGGAAGAACAAUAUUUGGAGGAAUCCCGUAGCUAUGGAAGAAGCCAUGGCAGAGAAGAUGGUUCUCGUGCUGAAACCAGGACAGACUCAAGGAAUGACACUCGAAAUGAAUCCAGAACAUCUGGAAGAAGUAGAGGGAGAGUUCCUGAAUUAUCAGACAAGGGUAGUAGAGGCACAAGGGGAUCUCAGUCUGACAGCCACAAUACUAGUAGUAGCUACCAUGACAGCUGGGAAUCACGGAGCAAUUAUCCUGAGAGGGAUCGCUAUGAAAGCCGGGAGCAUGCAAGGGAUUCUUCCUUUGAGAGAAGACAUGGAGAACGGGACAAGCGUGACAACAGAGAGAGGGAUCAGAGAGCAAAUUCACCAGUACGACAUCAAGGAAGAAAUGAUGACCUUGAACGUGAUGAAAGACUAGAAGAGCGGAGAGUAGAUAGGGGUGAAGAUAGAAGGGAUGAAAGACCAAGAGACAGGGAGAGGGAACGAGAAAGAGAUAGAGAAGCAGAACGUGAUCGUGCCCGUGAACGAGAACGUGAGAGAGAAAGAGAGAAAGACAGGGAACGGGACAGAGACCAUGAUAGAGACAGGGAGAGAGAACGCGAACGAGAAAGAGAAAGGGAACGAGAGCGGGAACGGGAAAGGGAACGAGAGCGGGAACGAGAAAGAGACAGAGGAAGGGAAAGAGAAAAGGAAAGAGAGCGACAGAGAGAAUGGGAUGAAAAAGAGAAAGGAAGAGAGGAACGCAGGGAUAAGAGAGAAGAUGUCCGGGAAGAUAGAAGUGCAAGAGAUAGCCGUGAAGAUAGGAAGUCAAAAAAACGUCACAGAAAUGAAAGUAGCCCCAGCCCACGCAAGUCACCCAAGCGUCGCCGUGAGCAUUCACAUGAUAGUGAUGCCUACAAUAGUGGAGAUGAUCAAAAUGAAAAGCGGAAAUUGCCAAGUCAGGUUGUACGACCGCAGGAAUCACGCUCGCUUAGUCCUUCACAUCUUUCAGAAGACAAGCAAAGCCGGUGGAAAGACAGUGACCGAAAGCCAGAGAGAAAGGACAGCUCUAGACAUUACGAAGAAAGUGAUUUCAAAGAGCGAGCAACUUCUGGGGAGAAACCACGAGAGCAGCGAGAGAUUAAUGAAAGUUCAAGGAGCAAAGGCCAAGAGACUGUGAGUAAUCGGGCUUCUGAAGAACGAGAGACAGCCGAUCACUUGCAUGAGGAAAAGAAGAAAGCUAAAGUGCAAAAAAAGACUGCAAAAAAGAAAAAAGAAGAUGACGCUGGGUUGGAGCGCUAUGUCAGUGAGCCCGCUCCAGAGAAGACUCAAGUCUUUUCUCCCAAAAAAGUUCAGAAAAAGAAAAAUGCUGAAAAGAAACGCAAGAGAUCAAAAGGAGAUUCUGAAGCUUCUGAAGAAGACAGUAGUUCACACCAGAAAAAGAAAAAAGGCCCAAGGACACCACCUGUUACCACAAGGGAGGAGUUGGUAGAAGUCGUGCCUGAGAAAGCUGUAAUAGUGGAAAUUCCUCCUAAAAGGGAAGAAACCACAUUCAGUGACUGGUCAGAUGAAGAUGUUCCAGAGCGGGGAGAACCUGUUCCAGAAAGAAGUUCUGAGGAACCUCAUAGAAGUAGCCACCGCACAAGAGCUGAAAAUGUGGAAACUCCUCAUGUUGUUGAAGAUCCCCCACGCAUCAAACCUGCUGAACAGAAGCGAAGUAGCAGUCUUUGCAGCAACCGAAGCCGUACCUCAAGCAGACUCCGUUCGCCCUCCAAUGAUUCUGCACAUCGCAGCGGAGAUGACCAGAUUGGUUUGAAGAAGAUCUUGCACAGCAGUUCUAGUGACAGAGAGAAAAGAUGCCUAGAAAUUGCUGGAGAGAGAAAAUCAAGAAUUGAUCAGCUAAAACGAGGUGUUCCUAGCCGCAGCACUUCUUCAGAUCGACAAGAUUCUAGAAGCCACAGUUCAAGGCGAAGUUCUCCUGAAUCAGAUCGUCAAGGCCAUUCCCGAUCUGGGUCGUUUGAUAGUCGGGAGCGAAUUCAGGACAGAGACAGACAUGACCAUGAUCGUGAACGGGACCGAGAGCGUCGUGAUGGUCGGACGAGAGAUUGGGACCGAGAAACAGCAAAAGACUGGUUGAGGAGCAGAGACCGGGACAGAAUUCGGGAUCGUGAUAGGCAGCGGGAGAAGAGGAGAGAUACAGACCGUGAAAAGGAGAGGCCUCCUCCUGAGAACUCUGAAAGAGACCGAGGUGUUAGUGCUUCCUCUCAAACAGAAUUAUCCAAACACAGUGAAACAAAACAAGCCAAAGAGCGUCAAGAGUUUGAGUCGAUCUGUCUGGACUCGACUUCCCUAGAGAAAGAGAGGCAGGAAAAAGAUGCAGGACCAUUGCAAGGCAUUGAAGAUGGAGCUGAAGGUGAAAAGACAGAAAACAUAGAAGGUGGAGAUGAUGAAACCAAAAUAGAUGAUAUGCAGUCAAUGGGAUCUGGCGCUGGAGAAUAUGAGCCAAUCAGCGAUGAUGAACUGGAUGAAAUUUUGGCAGGUGAUUCUGAAAAAAGAGAGGAUCAGCAGGAGGAUGAGAAAACGCCAGAUCCUGUAGAUGUCAUAGAUGUGGACUGGUCCAGUCUUAUGCCAAAACAGCCAAAGGAGCCACGGGAGGCUGGAGCUGCUCUCUUAAAAUUUACUCCAGGUGCUGUUAUGUUGAGAGUGGGCAUUUCCAAACAAUUGGCUGGCCCUUCACUCUUCAGCAAAAUUAAGGAGACAUGCCAGAGAACAGUGGAAAAACCAAAAGAUGCCGAUAACCUAUUUGAGCAUGAAUCGGGAGCCCUGAACAUGGCUGCCUUGCUGCGAAAGGAGGAGCGAGCGGGUCUGCUGCGCAACCUGGGCCCUUGUUGCAAAGCCCUGUGCUUCAGGAGAGAUUCUGCAAUUCGCAGGCAGCUGGUGAAAAACGAAAAGGGCACAACAAAACAAACCUACACAAAUCCUCCAGUAGUGGACAAUGAGUUACUGCGAUUGAGUCUACGGUUGUUUAAACGCAAGACUAUGCAUCCAGCUUCUGGACAAGAAAAGACAGAGGACUCUAAACUCUCACAGCCGUAUGUUCCAGAAAUAUGCAUGUCCUGAGCCACCCCUUUGGUCUUCUCACUGGUUGUAUCAGAAUGUCCAUCUUUGUUCCUUUUAAGUAAGACAGUACUGUUCAUUUUGCAUUGGAACAGUUUGGUUAUAAUAAGCCAAAAUUCUUUCAAGUUCUGACUGAUCAAGAAUAAGCAGGCAUGCUCCUAGCAGGAGCAGUUGAACAAACAGGGAACCUUAUCUCUGCGUUUGGUUACUUUUAUGUCUAAUCCAGGAGCAUUUUAGCUUCUGGUUUCCUAACAAGCAAGAAUCUGAAGCUGCAGUUUGUUCUUGGCGUAAGAUUAUAGCUUUUUAAGGAGAUUAAAAAAUCAGAAAUUCUGGUUUGGAUCUAACAUGAAGCACACCAUGAACAGAGUUUCCUCCCGUGAUGGCACAAGGAGCCAAACAAAAGCUAUUAGAUGGCAAGGUCUGAGACGCUUCCCUGUUCUUCCUACACCCAAAUUCUGAAGUGUUCUGCUAUCAUUACAUUGAAUAUGGCCCAGUGGAUGGAUUGUGAGAUGGAAGAGCAAAGAAGGUAUUAGGUUAAAAAAUGUGAAGACCAGCCUGUCUGUUUUGCAGCAUGUUUUAUAACAUUGAGUUCUAACCAUGGAUCUUAUUUAAUAAAUCACUUUUAUGUAAGUGUGAAAAUGUCCAUUUUGGAAUUAUGUUUUAUCACCUGCUAUUAAAUUUUUAAGAAGAAAAUA
Messenger RNA from Anolis carolinensis (green anole), 6531 nucleotides. It is a transcript of the gene zc3h13, whose product is annotated as zinc finger CCCH-type containing 13. The coding region runs from base 1004 to 5839 and encodes 1611 amino acids. The record is from RefSeq and is a predicted model, not a curated record. The transcript has 19 exons. Lineage: Eukaryota; Metazoa; Chordata; Lepidosauria; Squamata; Anolidae. Gene Ontology annotation, molecular function: metal ion binding.